GUAAGGAUAAUAUAUUCUAGCUCUAGCUAGUUCCUCCUCCAUAAAUAAAGUUACACCACUUUAAUUUCCUUCCAGUACUGCACAAAGUGAAGCAUAUUUCCAACUAUAAAUACCCCCAUUAACUAAGUGCUUCCCAUCACCAAAACAAACCAUCUCUCAAAGAAAAUAAGACAACCCUAUCAAAGAAAAACCGUAUUUUUUUCAAUGGAUAAUACUCAAAAUUGUUCAUCUAUUAGUUGUGAAAUACAAAUCAUAAGAGGAAGAAACAUAGAGCAAAGCUUUUUAGGAAAAAGCAACCUGUUUGUUAGAUGCUAUCUUCCAGCAGGAAACAACCAAAGAAUUCAGCUAAACAGUCAAGAAAUCUCAUCAUCAAAAUCCGACAACUUGUUUUGGGAUGAAUCUUUCUCAUUGGAUUGCAUGGGAACUCAAGAAUCCAUUAAUAUGCUGAAGCAAGGCACGGUUAUCUUCGAGCUCCGGUCAAGAAAAUAUCUGCCAGUUUUUGGGAAAAAUAUUGGUGGAUCACAAGUGUUGGGGAGGGCUGAAAUUCCAUGGAAAAGAGUGUUUGAGUCAACAGAAAUGGAGAUUGAGGAAUGGGCAAUCAUGGCCACUUCUAAAAAUAAUGAAAAUGUGAAACCUCCAGCGGUUAAAAUAGUAAUGAAGGUUAAUGUAAAAGAUCAGGCAAAUAAAGUCAAGAAAAAUGAUAGAUUGAGAAGAUCAUGGGAUGAGUCGUGUACAUGUAAAGGUUACUGUGGGUGCAAUGGUUGUAGUAUUUUCAGUGCUGAUGAUUAUGAAAUCUUUUCACUUGGAGUUGCCCUAGAUGCCUUUUAAUUUAAGGCCAGAAAUGGGCGAAGCACUGCUACUCAAUUGGAUUGAUUUUUUUAGUGACUUAGACUAA
Molecule: messenger RNA, 895 nt
Organism: Nicotiana tabacum (common tobacco)
Lineage: Eukaryota; Viridiplantae; Streptophyta; Magnoliopsida; Solanales; Solanaceae
Source: RefSeq, a predicted model, not a curated record